Molecule: messenger RNA, 825 nt
Organism: Ectocarpus sp. CCAP 1310/34
Lineage: Eukaryota; Phaeophyceae; Ectocarpales; Ectocarpaceae
Source: the annotation of a GenBank genome assembly
AUGCGGUUUCACCCUCAGGGAGCCAUGGCCGUCCGCCAAUGCGAGAUCUACUGGCGCGACGGAAGCGCGGUGGAAAAGGCUGCCACUCUGACCGACGACCUGACCCCCUGUAUCAAGGCGACCACAGCGACGUCGGUCGUGUUCAUCAUUGAGGGGCUCAUUGGCGAAGAGCUCGCUGAGCACGGAAUCUACUACCUUGAUUUCGAUUACCUCGGGAUAAACUGCUCCGUCGCCAACGUGUCUGCUGUCAACGACUGCAUCGAGGGAAUCGCUUCGUUCCCGAUCUACAACGAUCCGGAAUGGGGCAACCACGCUGGAGUCGCCAGCCUGGAGGGCGCGCGGGAACUCAACCUGCAAGGCGACCCGGUGUCGAACAACACGUUCUACGUAAGCUAUGUCGGGAACGCUUCACGCCCCGUCUCGACCAACACCACUAGCAUUCUCUCCGAGGUGUGUGUACCACAGAGCUCCAUGUUGAUCUUGCUUUGGCCGUUCUCCCUCCUCAUGGGCUUGAAUGAGCUCACCGACGAUGCAUUCAACGGGUGGCGCUCCAACGAUGGCUUCAUAUCCGUGCAAGGCCAGAUAUGCCCGCGGCUUGGUCUGGGCACAGACAAAUUCUGCGGCGAGUUCACUACAGUCGAGUAUAUGCAGCCCGGCGUAUAUCUAUCGAAACACCACACCCUCGACCACAUUGGCGUCAUCGGCUGGACGCUGGACCCGCUGCAACUCGCCACAGGGGCCGAGACCUUCGCCGAAACCGUCGCUGGCCUCCUGGCCAUGGAUGAAAAGUACGCCGCGAGGCUUGACGAAGCCCGGCGCAUCUAG